Spinacia oleracea (spinach) is the source of this 1367-nucleotide messenger RNA. RefSeq lists its product as uncharacterized. Bases 16 to 1032 code for a protein of 338 amino acids. The transcript is spliced from 8 exons. Lineage: Eukaryota; Viridiplantae; Streptophyta; Magnoliopsida; Caryophyllales; Amaranthaceae. The record is from RefSeq and is a predicted model, not a curated record.
CAAGGGAGGUAUCGUAUGGCCAUUAGGAUCUUGGGGAGUACUCUAUCAGCAUUUGUAGACAGAAUUAAGAGCGCGAGCGAGAUGAGCAAAGCAGCAGCCGCAGAUGAGUACCACUCCAAAGACUUCGAAUGGGAAAUGUUGAGACAACAAGUAGAGACUGACCUUUCUCUCUCCUACCAUAUCUCUCCUUUCCAACCAUCUCUUUCUCCGUCUUCUGGGGAUUCUCAAGCAUGGUCUCACUUCCACUCUCGUCAUUCCACUGGCAAAUUCUUCAAGGAAAGAAGGUAUUUACUUAAGGAAUUCCCGGAGCUUCUUUCUUCUGAAGAAAACUCCAAAGUAUUGGAGGUGGGAUGUGGUAAUGGAAGUACAGUUCUUCCGAUAUUGCGUGUAAAGGAGAGGACCCAUGUUUAUGCUUGUGAUUGUAGUGUUGAGGCGCUUGAGAGAGCUAAGGAAAAUUUAGAAUGCGCUGAUAUAGAACAUGUAAUGGAGCGUUUCCAUCCUUUCUGCUGCGAUUUCUCUACAACUGAAUUUCCAAAAUGGUUGGCAUGUGAUACAUGUCGGAACAAGCGAUUACAGAAGUUGCUUCAUCACAAUUCUGAAGUCAAUGGCACUGAAGGAACACUAAUCAAUCUGCCUUCCAUGAAAGAUAGUAGUUGUUGCCUUGGUGGAGUGGAUUUUGUCACAUUGGUUUUUACACUAUCUGCCAUUCCACCUGAGAGGAUGGUGGCAGCAGUCAAGGAAUGCUUUUCUGUCUUAAAGCCAGGUGGCAUGCUCUUUUUCAGAGAUUACGGAUUGUACGACAUGACCAUGCUUAGAUUUGAGCCAGAUAAAAGAGUGGGUUUUAGGCACUACAUGCGUGCUGACGGAACUCUUUCUUAUUUUUUUGAUCUGGAUGGUGGGAGGAAUCUUUUUCUUGGUGUUGGCUUCAUCGAGCUUGAGCUAGAAUAUUGUUGUGUGAAGUCAGUCAAUCGGCAAAAACGAAAGACCAUGAAAAGAGUGUGGGUUCAUGGCAAAUUUCAAAAGCCCUUGUGAUUUUGCAACUAAAAGUUCUGUUCGAACUUCAAAGGUUCCAAAUCCAUGAAAUGAGGCUCAAUUCGUUUCUACUCAACUGCUGAUUUCCUGCAAGGAGAACUAGAGGACUGUGAAACAACGGUUAUGGGAUUCUAUGGCCUACUCUAGACAGUUGGAAGUGCUAUUGUUGUUGUAACAACAUUUAGUUUUGCAUUGACUUAUACAAUAAAAUUAUAAGUCGACAAUGUAAAGUUCUUUUUCUGGUAGGUUCUAACUAGAUUUAACAUCUACAUAUUUUUCACUUCCAAUUUGAUAGUGUUUAUUGAUUUCUUGCUCACAAUCAGCCUUGUUCUCAA